This is a messenger RNA of Oldenlandia corymbosa var. corymbosa, 3931 nucleotides long. Lineage: Eukaryota; Viridiplantae; Streptophyta; Magnoliopsida; Gentianales; Rubiaceae. The record is from the annotation of a GenBank genome assembly.
CAACAGUACCCAGCAUAGCAAAAGAUAAUGAAGUAACCGCGAGACUGUCCCCACCUUGCCACGUCACCUCAACCGAAAAUUUACCCCGUCUUCUUCUUCCCCUCUCUCUCUCUCCACUUUGGAUUUGCAUUUCUGCAUUAACAAAACCCAGUCGGACAUAACCGUACACACACUCACACAGUAGGUGACCGAACUAAUUUUAGCUCAUAUUCACUUUACAGUUGAUUUCUCUUCUCUUUGAUCCUGUUGCCCUUCUAUUCCCAUACUUCUUAGCUCUUGAUUCCUUCUCUGGUUUGCGGAUUUUUGUUGCUUCAAUUUGUUCAAUUUGGACUGUUGCUCUAUCCUAUUGGGGAUUUAUGACUUGACGUACCCAUGUGAAUAAGACAAUUCAGGGCUUCGUGCAUCAGAUGAAUCUGUUUGCUGAAUGCUCUUGUCAGUAUCACCUGAUGUGAAUUCAAGUGGUCAGCAUACUUUGUUGCUUUCGGAAGCCUUUUCCCUCCAGACUGUUCGGUUCACAGUAAGAUGAAGCGCAAACGUGGGUAUGCUAAGCGCAAGCCACUUAAGAAACCACAGAUAGCUGAAGACCACUCUCAGUGUGAUGGAAAUGAUGGGGUCGACUUCAGAGUCGAAGCUGAAACAGCACAUGCUGCUGCCAAUAUGCAUCGUCUACAUACAGCACGAGAGGAAGAGGGUUCUCUUGGGAACUUGGAUGCUGGCGAUUCAAUCCCCACUAGUAAUAUAUUCAAGAAUGUUGCUAACUUUGCUGCUAAACUGUCAAGAACUGUUGGUUCCUCAAAUGUUGAGCUUACCAAUAAAUCAUUACCAGUGCAUGGCGACAAAAUACUUGGAAGGGAACGUGGUGUAUGUCAUUUGGAUCCUGUAAACAAUGAGCAAGAGUUGAAUGCCGCACUCUCGGUGAUUUUGAAUGUUAUGAAGAUGGAUGCUGCUAAGCCCUUUAAUAUUCCCGUGAACCCUGUAGCACUUGGAAUUCCUGAUUAUCUUGAUGUUAUUGAUACCCCUAUGGACUUUGGCACCAUAUGCAACAAUUUAGAAUGGGGUGGAAAGUACAGAAAUUCGAAGGAAGUAUUCAAGGACGUGCAGUUAAUUUUUGAUAAUUGCUCCAAAUACCACAAGGAAGGUGAUUACAUACUGGAUCUCAUGCAGCGUGUGAGCUCUAACUUUAUGAAGCAGUGGAAUGCAGCUGGCUUAUUUAGUCCAGGAGAAGAAGUUGAUCAUGGAAAGAAUCUUCAAGAUGCUACUGAAUGUUGUACAAGAAAAAACAAUGAUCGGAAUGUGUUUCAGUCAGGGGCUAAGAUCUCCAAUUCCAUCCUCCAAGAAAAACAGGACUUUACCAGUCUUUGCCAAAUGCAGCAACAUGAAACUCCAUGCAUCAGCCUCACGCAAUCCAAAUUUUUGCACCCUCAGAACCAAGGUGAAAGGCAGUUUUCAGAGUUUCAGUCUUUUCAUCCCCAGUGCAGUGGUCAUCUUGCUACUGCAGGACACAAUGUACAUGCACAUUAUCAUCAAGGAGGUCGAAGUAGUGGAAUAAACAGGCAACUGCAAGAUGAGAGUAGGCCUCAGAAAGAAAUCUCCCAUCAGCUCUCAACCAGCUGUGGUUCAAAAUACCAUCUGAAUGACAGACCUUCCCAAUAUCAACGAAGGUCUGUCCAUCAUCAUUAUUCAACCAAACCCACUGCCCCAAACACUGAAAGUGCAGGCCAUUUUCAUUUACCAUAUCAAGGAGUCUCAUCAUCCCCAGCUUGCGAAAACUGUGAGGAUGCUUGCACUUCCGUUCCAAGGGUUAGUAGCGUUAACAACCACAAUAACUAUGAGACGUGCUCUUGCCACUAUCAUGAGCAUCAAUCUUUGUCGAGAUGUAGACAUCAAUAUCAACCACCUACCAGAUCCUGUGACCACCCUUCCAACUUAAGGGAGAUGCUGAAUACUGAACUUGAUGCCAGAGAAAAUGUCGAAAAAGGCAAUCCACAUUGGCACUCUCCUAUGGAACCUGCUGUAAGACAUACCAGAAGUAGGUUUGCAUAUCCAACUGCUUCUCCUACUGGUCACACUAUCCACCAGCAGCAAUUUCAGAAUGUCCAAAGGGAAGUGCAGCAAUCCACAAUGUUACACAGCCACUCUAAUCGGCUGCAGGAGCAGGGUCAGUUCGAUGUAGGUCUCCCAGAAACUCACCAGCCACAGAACAUGGAAAAUACUAAUCAUGCUGAGCAACCCUAUGUGCCAGCACCUGCGGAAUCUACUGCUAGACCUGCAAAUUUCCGGCCGGUUCACUCAGGAUCGCCAUCUACUGUUAACAGCAGUGAUCAAGAAGAAUGUCCAGUGGGUCCAAAUGAAUCUCAAUCACCAUCACUAGAACAUCCAAAUCAGCCCAUCGAACAUGAGAAUCCACGUCAAGCAACUGCAGCCAUACCAUCAUCGUCUGUGCCACAGGGCGAGAGUUGUGAGGCACAUAUUGCAGAUUCCACCAGAGUGUUGAAGAAGACUAGAGGGCGAGGGCCCACAAGGUGCCUCAAGUUUUUGAAUAAAGGGAAACCUAUACCUAUUACCACUAAUGAGCUGGGACAACCAGUCGGUGUUGACGCACCAAAACUGAUCAGCUUUCUUGGUACUUUAGCAAGGAAUGGGCACAUGGCACCGCUUACGUUUGUUGACUGGAGAGCCAUGCCAGAGGAGAAGAAGGAGAACAUGUGGCAGGAAGUUCAGGCGAGGUUUGAAAUUGAUCCAAACAGUAAACGAUGGGUCACCAAAUCCCUCAGCAAGAAGUGGAAAGACUGGAAAUCAAAGUUAAAGACUGCACAUUACAUCACUCAUGCAACUGAUGAAGAGAGACUAGCUGACCGUGAUGAGAGAGUUCUUCCAGAUCAAUGGGCAUACCUUGUUUCCCAUUGGAGUUCCGAGCUGGCAGAGAAACGCAGUGCUCGGAACAAGGCUAAUCGUGCCAAGCAGAAGUUUGGCCACAUUACUGGAACAAAGAGCUUUGCUAGAAUACGUGAAGAGCAGAGAGCUAACAGACCAGAUGGGAAGGCUCCAUCGCGUGCAGAACUAUUCAUCUUGACUCGCACACGCAAGGAUGGGAAUCCUGUGAAUGAAGCAUCCUCGGCAGUGAUUACACAGCUUCGUGAAAUCGCAAAUCAGCAGAAUGACACCGGCCAAAAUAGCGGUUCUGGAGAUGAUGUGUUCUCUCAAGUCAUCGGUCGAGAUCCUCGUGGCCGAAUUCGUUGUGAAGGACUGGCUCCAUCUUCCUCUGAAUUUGGUGGAGGAGGUCCUUCCAAGGCCGAGGCCAUGAAAAUGGUGGCCGAGGCAAAUUCUGAGGUAUGUCAAAUGAAAGAAAGAUUGGUGGCAAUGGAGCAGACUUGUGCACAGAUGGCGCAACAGAUGGCCACAAUGAUGUCAAUGAUGGCUUCCAUGCAAAAAACCUCUAAAGAUGAUAAUGUGCCAUCUCAAGUAGGUCUAACCUCAAACCUCUUCAUUUUGUGGUUUCUGAGUUCUAUAUUCUUGAGAGCCAGCAGGUUAUCGUGUCUGGAAACUGUAGAUUCGCAAAUUAGGAUCUUCUUAGCUGCCACUAAAUUUUUUUUUAUUUUAUUUUUUUUAAUGUGGUUAGGUUAAUGAUGGUUCUGGUACAGGCGGAUGUUCAUCAGAGCAACAAGUGCAGUCUACAUCAUUGAGACGCUCAAGUCGGCUAGGAAACAUUUAGAUUUACAACGUCAAAGGAUUCAGACUGAUUCAGAUUUAUUAUUGUAAUUCAGUAUAUAUAUAUUUCCAGAAAAAGUAUAUAUAAUUGUAAGGAAUACCUCAUAUGUGAUAUCAAUUCUGCCAUUACAGUAUUCCAGGGAAUGUGAAAUGGAUUGUUGUACUUAAAACAGAAGUGUACCCUCCUUUUUUUGUCCCUCUUUCCCUCCUUCCCUUGCUGUGA